AAACUGGCAGGCGGUGCCACCCCCUGGAUUGGAUAAGUAAGAAGGCAGGCAGGUGGGAGCUGGCUAAGGGCAGGUUGGUGGGACAGCGCCCCAAUCUUUCCACUGUGAGGACUGAGCAGCACCCCCCUUCCACCCGCGACUGAGAAGAGAGCCGGCGCUGAAGCAGUUAAUCCCUGCGCUGUUGCUGUCGUCGAGUCUGGCUCUCGGAGCUCCGCAGGAGAGAGCGGGCGCAGGCAGGCAGAGCGCGGAUCUUGGCGCUGGCAGAAGAGGCGCAGCAGCGAGUGAGCGCUGCUGGCAGGCGGACAGAGGGACGCGCGCUGUGGCUAAAGCCGGCAGCUGCUUGAGUGACCUUGUCAGCACAUUUCCCAUGGCAAGGUAACCCCUUCUGCCAGUCUGUGAGCAUCACACAAAGACCCCGGUGCUGCUGUGGAUUGCGGUUUCCACUCGUGUCUAGAGAUCCAGCCUUGAGUCAGAUACAAGAAGACGUCAGGGUAUCCUCUGGUAGAUCUGCCUUGUGAAAUACAUGCCCUGUCUCCUGUUGUGUCAACCCAAGAUCGAGAAAUCCAGGGGACUGCCAGGUUAUUUCUGCUCUUGGUGACUUGGAAAAAGAGCCUCGUCUCUCUCUCCCCUACACUCCUGUCCUCCUCCCCAACCUGCCCUGUUAUUCUCUGAAGUCCCGAAUACCAGCAAAGGCCAGAAGACAGGGCCACCUCCUCCCCCAAUCUCUCCAGGGAGGGUGCCUGGGCACAUACGCACCCAGGCUAGAUCUGUGCCAGCAACAAGGGAAGCUGAGUGGGAUCUGGCAUCCGGGUGAGAGGAAGAAGAAGGAGGCAGCAAAACACAACUUGUUAAUUUGUAGGGAGAAGACAAACUCCUUUAAUUAGCUCUGCUUGGCAGCAGCCAAGCAAACAAGAGGCAGUGCCUCCUUCAGGCUAUGUUCCUCAAGCUUCUGGGAUUGCAUUGACCACAUAGACUGCAGACAAAACUCAGCAGUCCCUUGCUAAGUGGCGACGCCUCAGGGCUGAAGGUGAGCCAGGCUCCUUGGCUGUGCCGUAAGCCGUCCUGCGGCCAACCCAUCAUCACCGGACCCCAGAUCUGGCUGUGGAUGUUCCUGGGCACCCAAGCCCUUGAGCCAUUCUUCUCUGCUGCCUCUGCUACCUGCAGCUGUUGCUGAGCGAGGGCCCUCCUCCCUGAGCAGGAUGAACGAGUUACUGGACCCAACCUCCCAGGCCAACCUGGGCGUUGUCUCUGCCACCUGCGUCUCCAAGGUGGAGCUGCGGGUCAGCUGCAAGCACCUGCUUGACCGCGACACGCUCAACAAGUCGGAUCCCUGCGUGGUGCUCCUCAUGCAGUCCCAAGGGCAGUGGAUGGAGGUGGACCGAUCAGAGGUCAUCAGAAGCAACCUGAACCCCAUCUUUGCCAAGGUCUUCAUGGUUGACUAUUACUUUGAGGAGGUGCAGAAACUGCGGUUUGAGGUGUAUGACAUUCAUGGCCACAGCAGCAUUGGGACCCACGAUGACGACUUCUUGGGCGGCAUGGAAUGCACAGUGGGCCAGAUUGUGGCCCAGAAGCGGGUGACCAAGCCUCUGUUCCUGAAGUACGGGAAGUAUGCGGGCAAGUCCACCAUUACGGUGACGUCUGAAGAGAUUUCUGGGGACAAUGGUUUUGUGGAAUUGUUCUUUCGAGCGAAGAAGCUGGAUGACAAGGAUCUCUUCAGCAAAUCAGAUCCCUUUUUGGAGAUCUACCGGAUCAAUGAUGAUGGGAGUGAGCAGCUGGUUCACCGCACAGAGUUUGUCAAGAACAACCUGAGUCCCGUGUGGGAGCCAUUUAAAGUGUCACUGAACUCCCUGUGCAGCUGUGAAGAGAAGCGGAAGCUGAGGUGCGUCGUAUUUGACUAUGACUCCCGGGGCAAACACGACUUCAUCGGAGAAUUUUACACCACCUUUGAGGAGAUGCAGAAAGCGAUGGGGGGCAACAAGAUCCAGUGGGAUUGUAUGAAUCCGAAGUACAAGCUGAAGAAGCGAAACUACAAGAACUCGGGUGUAGUCAUUCUCUUAGACUUGAAGAUUCACAGGGUCUACUCCUUCCUGGAUUACAUCAUGGGUGGUUGCCAGAUCCACUUCACGGUGGCCAUUGACUUCACAGCUUCCAACGGAGACCCCCGAAACAGCUGCUCCCUCCACUACAUCAACCCCUACCAGCCCAAUGAAUACCUGAAGGCGUUGGUAGCCGUGGGGGAGAUUUGCCAAGACUAUGACAGUGAUAAGAAAUUCUCCGCCUUAGGCUUUGGAGCCAGAAUCCCACCCAACUACGAAAUCUCCCAUGAUUUUGCCAUUAACUUCAACCCAAACGAUGAUGAGUGUGAAGGAAUCCAAGGCGUGGUGGAGUCCUAUCAGAACUGCUUGCCCAAGAUACAGCUCUACGGGCCAACCAAUGUGGCGCCAAUCAUUUCCAAGGUAGCCAGAGUCGCAGCGGACGAGGAGAAGACAAAGGAAGCCUCCCAAUAUUUCAUCCUGCUGAUCCUGACGGAUGGGGUCGUGAGUGACAUGGGAGACACGCGGGAGGCCAUCGUCCGGGCCUCCUACCUGCCCAUGUCCAUCAUCAUCGUAGGUGUGGGCAACGCCGAUUUCACUGACAUGCAGGUCUUGGAUGGGGAUGAUGGCAUCCUGCGCUCCCCCAAAGGCGAGCCCGUCCUGCGUGACAUCGUGCAGUUUGUCCCCUUCCGAGAGUUCAAGAAUGCCUCCCCGACUGCCCUGGCCAAAUGUGUGUUGGCAGAGGUGCCCAAGCAGGUUGUGGAAUAUUACAGCUACAAGGCCUUACCUCCCCGAUGCCCCAAAGGCAGCACCCCUGACCCGACUCUGAACUCACCCUCACCCCAGUGACAAGGGCCCCCACCCCUUUGGGCCUCAGCCACAUUGUCUGUCUUCCCUCCAUCUGCCAGUUCCUUCCCCCAGUGAAGUAGAAGAGAGAGAAAGAGAGAGAAAAGGGAGCCCAAACCAGUGCCAGGGAGGAUAGAAGGUUCCCGGGUCCUGCAACAAACUUCAGCCACCAAAAAAGGGGAGGAGAAGGCCAGCCUGUCACCACCACCACCACAUCCCUCACAUGCCCUUCUCCCAGUGGCACAAUAAGAGAUCAGAGCUGGCCCCUUGGAAGCGAGUGAGUUCUAGGAGGACCCAUCUCUCCCAAGGGGAAGAAAAGGGCCUCCACUACCCCAGGCAGAACACACAGUGUGACAAAUUCCCUUGUGAAUGCGGUUUGGCCCAGGAGAUACCUAAAGCACAACCAGAGAAAACCCACUUCUGUCUCACCUACGGAAAAGGGGAGAGAGGGCAUUGGGUGGGCAACUGGCAUUCCCCGUGUUGGCCAUUUGGAGAUGGGAGACUGAGGGCAGGGAAGGAUGCAGAAAGCUUAGUGGGUGGGGGCGGAAUGAGUAGCUUUGUCCCUGUAUCUCUCUCUCUCUC
This is a messenger RNA of Podarcis raffonei (Aeolian wall lizard), 3461 nucleotides long. It is a transcript of the gene CPNE7, whose product is annotated as copine 7. The record is from RefSeq and is a predicted model, not a curated record. Gene Ontology annotation, molecular function: calcium-dependent phospholipid binding. NCBI's taxonomy places the organism in Eukaryota, Metazoa, Chordata, Lepidosauria, Squamata, Lacertidae. The transcript has 16 exons. Gene Ontology annotation, biological process: cellular response to calcium ion. Gene Ontology annotation, cellular component: plasma membrane. Bases 1200 to 2882 code for a protein of 560 amino acids.